Messenger RNA from Miscanthus lutarioriparius, 660 nucleotides. The record is from the annotation of a GenBank genome assembly. NCBI's taxonomy places the organism in Eukaryota, Viridiplantae, Streptophyta, Magnoliopsida, Poales, Poaceae.
AUGGCCGCCUCCGACGCCAAGCAGCGGCGCCACCACUUCAUGCUGGUGCACGGGAUGUGCCACGGCGCGUGGCGCUGCGGCGCGCCGGCCACCGCGCCGGCGCUCGACAUGGCCGGCUGCGGCGCGCACCCAGCGCGUCUUGCUGAUGUGCGCACCUUCGAGGAGUACUCACGGCCGCUGCUCGGCGCGGUGGCUGCGCUGCCGGCCGGAGAGCAGGUCGUGCUCGUCGCGCACAGCCACGGUGGGUACAGCGUCGCGCUCGCCGUGGAGAGGUUCCCGGACAAGGUCGCUGUUGCCGUGUUCGUGACCGCGUCCAUGCCGGCCGUCGGACGUCCUAUGGCUGCCACCAGUGACGAGGACUUGACUCUGGGCCUGAUGCUUAUCAAGCCGGCGAACGCAUUCACCACAGGCAACCCAGAUGAGGUGGUGAUGAGGGACGAGAAGCUGCUUACGGAGGAGGGGUACGGGUCGUCGUGGCGCGUGUUCGUCGUGGUGGAGGAAAACUGCGGCAUUCCAGCGGAGUUCCAGCGCCGCAUGGUGGCACAGAGCCCCGGCGUUGGGGUGAGAGUGAUCACCGGAGCUGACCACAUGGCUAUGCUCUCGCGGGCACUGGAGCUGGUUCAGCUCCUCAUCAGAAUUGCCGACCACUCGCAAGCGUGA